CUCAGCCUGGCAAGGCUAACCAGCUGAGCUUUAUUCAGAUCCCGGGAUUUCAACGCUAUAAUCACAACGAAAAUGUUAUCACCGAAAAAUGCCCUCCUAGGCGUAAUCUCAGGGCUAUUACUACUGUUAUGCUUUGCAAAAGGCGAUCCCCUCAUAGAAGUGUUUAGAUGGAAGCAGAUGGACUUUUAUAAUCGUGGGGAUGGUCACUUCAGCUUGGGCGGCAGUAGACCAGACAGACCCAGCGUAUCGGCUCCGGUUGUCUUUCCUGGAAGAUAUUCUCGUUCAAAGCGUGAAAGCCUGACCUCUCGUGAUUCUCCAGUGGGCAUUCAUUCCCGAGUCAACACCGGCAAUGAUAAUGCUAAUGCCCCCUACAUUCCGUACAAUAAUGUGCCCAUGGGUGUUACCCAUUUUCGGGGUCGCCUCUUCGUCACCAUGCCCCGGCGAAGAGUUGGCAUUCCGUCCACCUUAAACUACAUUGAUCUGUCCAGGGAAAGUCGCGAUCGCAGUCCCAAGCUGAUGGCCUAUCCCAAUUUUGCGCUGAAUCAGUUCAACGAGAGCGCGGAAAAUCUGGUUUCCGUCUAUCGAACCACAGUGGAUGCCUGCCAGCGUCUAUGGUUCAUCGACACUGGAAUGCUUGAAUAUCCGAAUAACCGCCAACAGAUUCGGCGCCCCAGCAUCUGGAUCGUCGAUCUGGCCACCGACCGGGUGGUCAAGCGCUUCGAUAUACCCGAAAGCAUUGCGGAGACUGGUCGCGGCCUGGCCAGCAUUACCAUUGAUGUACAGCCGGGAGAGUGCGGCAAUGCUUAUGCUUAUAUUCCGGACCUGGUUUAUCGCCGACUCUAUGUCUAUCACCUGCGGGACGAUCAAAUCUGGGCUUUCGAGCAUAAUUACUUUAACUUUGACCCGCUGGCUGGUGAUUUGAACAUUGGCGGGCAGACCUUCCGCUGGGAUGAUGGCAUCUUCUCAACCACUUUGGGACCCCAACAACCGGAUGGCAGUCGGAGUGUCUACUUUCAUCCAAUGGCCAGCACAAAUGAGUUUGUGGUCUCUAAUACGGUUCUCAAGGAGCGGUCGAAUGCGGCUCGCUCCGAUCACGGCAACGAUUUCCGUGUCCUUGGCAGCCGCGGUCCAUCCACUCAGUCCACCAUGCACGAGUACGAUCCAAAGACAGGUGUGAUCUUCUUUGCCGAAAUUCAGAAGAACGGCGUUGGCUGCUGGAACACGCACAAACCGUUCUCGGCGGAAAGCCAUGGAACAGUAGAUUCCAAUGCCAGGGACAUGAUUUAUCCCAGCGACUUGUCGAUCGACGAAGAUGGCACCAUUUGGGUCAUGUCGAACUCGAUGCCCAUCUUCAUUUACUCCACACUGGACACGGAUGUGUACAAUUUCCGGAUCUGGAAGCAGAGGGCAUCGAGGGCCAAGAGGGGAACAGUUUGCGAGUGAUUUUUUGUGUGUUUGGAAUUGCUUUAAUGAAUGUUUCUUUCACAAGGUUGUUAAAUAAGUAAUAAUAUAUAUGCAUUUUGUAUAUUCGAAUUUACCAACUGAAACUUAAAUAUAUACAUAUAGAAAAUA
Molecule: messenger RNA, 1572 nt
Organism: Drosophila kikkawai
Lineage: Eukaryota; Metazoa; Arthropoda; Insecta; Diptera; Drosophilidae
Product: L-dopachrome tautomerase yellow-f2-like
Cellular component (GO): extracellular region
Source: RefSeq, a predicted model, not a curated record